CUUUCUGCUUCUGUCGACCGUCUCACAAAUCCUUCAUCGCUAGGGUUGUGGAAAAGUGACAGGAAGACAACGGUAGUGUCUUUUCUUUAGGCAUUGGGUUAUAGAGAUAACAAGACAAGAGGAUGGACAGGUUGCUCAAAGAGUGUGGCAGAAUUUCUUCUUAAAUUCGUUUUUUUUCAUGUUUUUUUUCACCCAGAGAAUUCUGUAACGUUGGGACUAUCUUGUUUUAAAUUGUGAACGGGUUUGUUUGUUGGAAGUAAUCCGAAUAAGGCUUUACCUUGAACAACCUCACUAAGUAGGGAUUACUGGAAGCGCUCUGUCUUUGGCACUUUUUAUGCCGCGGGAGUGGCUAUUGGGUAUAUGUCUCUUUUACUGAUUUCGAGGAAUAUGUAAACAAGCUUCUAUUGGAAAAAUAAGGAGGGACCAUCGGUUUUAAACUUGGUACGGACUUCUAGACCAGUAACGCAUCUGUGGAAAUCUGAAACCCUCAUGGGUGGUUGUUAGCUCUCUACCAAAGAGCCUGGCUUAGAGUAUGGUAAGGCACCAGCCACUGCAGUAUUAUGAGCCACAGCUAUGUUUGUCUUGCCUGACUGGAAUCUAUGGCUGCCGCUGGAAACGGUAUCAGCGGUCACAUGAUGAUACUACAAAGUGGGAGUGCCUGUGGUUCCUGAUCCUGUCCCUCACUUUCUUCUUGACCCUAUCCUGGUUUUAUUUCUGGUGGGAAGUCCAUAAUGACUAUGAUGAAUUCAACUGGUUUGUAUACAACAGAACAGGAUAUUGGAGUGAUUGGUCCAUUCCAGUACUUGUUACAACUGCUGCUGGCUUUACCUAUAUUGCAUUCUUACUGGUACUAGCACUCUGCCACAUAACUGUGGGACAGCAAAUGAAUUUACACUGGCUCCAUAAGAUUGGAGUAACAGCGACUUUAGUAGCUACUGUAGUAGCCAUAAUUUCUAUUGAUCAACUGUGGAAGGAAGAAUGGAAUAUUCUUUUCAUUUCAUUCCAAGCCACUGCACCAUUCUUGCACGUAGGAGGUGUGGUUGCAAUUACCCUACUAGCCUGGCUGGUAGCAGGUCAGUUUGCAAGAGCAGAGAGAGCCUCAUUUCAGGUAGUUUUAUGCAUCGCAUACCUGUCUGUUGUACUAGCACUUUAUCUAGUUCCUCUUACUAUCUCAUCUCCUUGUAUAAUGUUGAAGAAAGAUCUUGGUUCAAGACCAGCAAUCUUUGGGCACAGAGGAGCUCCAAUGAUGGCACCAGAAAACACACUAAUGUCAUUCCAGAAAGCAAUAGAAAAUAAGGCUGAUGGAGUACAGACUGAUGUCAGUUUAAGUCAUGAUGGAGUGCCAUUUUUAAUGCAUGACAAUCUGCUGCGAAGGACAACAAAUGUAGACGAGAAGUUUUCAGAAAGAGCAUCUGUACAUUCCUCCAUGUUCAACUGGACAGACUUGGAGCAACUUAAUGCAGGAGAGUGGUUUACUACGAAUGAUCCAUUCUGGACUGUACACUCUCUCUCAGCAUCAGAUUCUGCUAAAGCUGCAAACCAGUCUGUCUGCAGACUAGAUGACUUGUUAUCUCUAGCAAAAGCUAGCAACAUUUCUGUGAUCCUCAACUUACAAGAUUUACCAGUGGAGCACCCAUACAACAACAACUUCAUCAACAUCACCUUGGAAACAAUCAUGAACUCAGGGAUUCUGCAACAUAUGGUGGUCUGGCUACAUGACAAAGACAGACAGCUGGUGAGACAGAUUUCACCAGAUUUCCAGCAGGCAUCAGAGAGCAAGCGCGAAGUUUCAGCACUGAUAGCAGAUGGCAUUUUUAGUCUGUAUCUGAGAUACAGUCAAAUCAAUGUCAAGGAAGUCCGGGAAUAUACCUCAAGAAAUCUAAGCACUAUCCUGUAUACAGUGAAUGAACCCUGGCUAUACUCAGUACUGUGGUGUGCCGGAGUCAAGUCUGUCACUUCAGAUGCUUCUCACAUCCUCAAACAGGUGCCUUCCCCCAUCUGGCUCAUGGUAUGUUCCAGCAAACAGAGUGAACUGCAAAAGAGAAUAUUUUAUUAAGAUACAUGCAAUGAACCAGUUUUCU
Molecule: messenger RNA, 2081 nt
Organism: Protopterus annectens (West African lungfish)
Lineage: Eukaryota; Metazoa; Chordata; Ceratodontiformes; Protopteridae
Gene: GDPD5
Product: glycerophosphodiester phosphodiesterase domain containing 5
Exons: 13
Coding region: 533-2056 (507 amino acids)
Biological process (GO): positive regulation of neuron differentiation; lipid metabolic process
Cellular component (GO): plasma membrane
Molecular function (GO): glycerophosphodiester phosphodiesterase activity
Source: RefSeq, a predicted model, not a curated record